This is a messenger RNA of Trachemys scripta elegans, 2502 nucleotides long. RefSeq names its product endogenous retrovirus group 3 member 1 Env polyprotein-like. The transcript has 2 exons. The record is from RefSeq and is a predicted model, not a curated record. The coding region runs from base 685 to 2337 and encodes 550 amino acids. NCBI's taxonomy places the organism in Eukaryota, Metazoa, Chordata, Testudines, Emydidae.
GACUGAUCAAUAAAGAACUUGAAGCCGUCUUCUAGACUCCCGUGCCUCCUUGGGGUAAUUGGGCAGCUCCAGGGGGAAACGAGCCCAUUUGGCUAACAAAUGGCGACCACGAAGGGACUUCUCUCCCUGUAGAGGGCACUGACCGACGGCCGAGGGCGAUUCCGAGGAGUGGCCACCUCGAGCGGUUGGUUUGCUCGGGCCUCGGAUCGUCACAAUCGGCCGGGGCGGCUGUGUCCUCUCUAAAGAGAACUCUGAAGGACACGGAAGCAAGACGGCUUCAGAAGAAGGGGAAGUCUGACUGCCGGACGCGGCCACUUCGGGCGCUUUAUCGAUACGCGGCGCCAUUCCAGGCUCUCCCCUUGGACCAGACCGUGCAUCCGUUCCGGAUCGGUGACCAGGUCCUUGUCAAGAAGUGGAAACGCGACCCCCUUACACCACGGUGGGACGGCCCGCACACUGUCUCGCUCAUCAGCCAAACUGCGGUCAAAGUUCUCGGGAGCGACAAAUGGACACACCAUACACGGGUAAAGCGAUUUCUGAGCCCUACCCGGAGACUGAACUAGCAGAAGAGGACACCGGCCCUCUGCCCACCCCGGCUCCGGACGCCCGGGGUGGCACAGGUGAAGACUCUACCUGGGAGUACCAGUACUUGGACGGACUAAAGGGACUGUUUAGAAAGAGAUAAUGAAAUUGCUGCUAAUAUCUUUGUUUAUAUGCUUCCACCACUAUUACGGUUGGGAGAAUAGGUUUUUACAGUUAGGGGAGACAAUAGCAGGAUCCUUUAACCUCAGUAACUGUUGGGUAUGCGGAGGCCCAGGGGAUUGGAAUGAAUGGCCUUGGGUAGCCCAGCCAGUGCCAGCUAAAUGGUGGAUCAGUAAUUUAAGUAUAGUCCACAAAGGAACAGAAGUUUGGGAUGAGGAUAGUAGCCCUUGGCGACUCUAUUCCUCUGAGAUGGGGAUCCUUUGUCUAAACCGAACAAAACAAGAAGGGGUAUAUGUGGGCAAAAGCCAAUGUGACUGGACCCUAUCUCUAGGAUUUGACUGCUAUGAUCACCCUAGUUGCCAUACGUAUGACUGUUCUAAAUAUCAGGGACGAUGGAACCAAACCCACGUAAAACUCACUAAUCAUAGCUGGGUACAAUGUUCCUACCAACAGCAUACUGGUGAAGGCUGUAAGGCAGUUGGACAAGAUGGAUUCUUUGAUGCCCUCUUUCUAAGUUGCCAGCGAGAUAAUACCGACAGUAAGGAUCAUGUGGUACGCUGGUAUCAGUGGGCAUGGCAACAUUCUAAUGGAACUCGGGUAACCCAUUUUAAUCAUUUUUGGUCUACUACCAAUAGCCCUAAAUUUGGUUGUAAUUGCGCUUGGAAGGAAGGGGCUGGGGCCUGGAAAUGUGACUACUGUAAUCCUGACGGUACAUCUAUUGUAUUAGGGGGGCCCCUGGAGAUGGGUAACUCGUUGUAUUACGAAGAACCGGGCCCCGAGGACUACCCCGAAGCCUGGGAUGGCCCCUUUGCGAAUGGACAAUGGGCCCUAAAAGGCCAUUACUGGAUAUGUGGGCAACACGCUUAUCGGAGAUUGCCUCCAAAUUGGUCAGGAAUAUGUUAUGUUGGGUACAUUAGGCCCUUGUUCUUUCUACUACCCCAAAUUCAGGGAAAUAAGUUAGGAAUUAAGGUAUAUGACGAUUUGAUUAGGGAGCGGCGGUCUGUUGAUUCCGCAUUAACAGCUGGAAGCUCCCAAAAGUGGGGAGCUCAAGAGUGGCCCCCUGAAAGAAUUAUACAACAUUAUGGUCCAGCCACAUGGAAUCCUAAUGAGUGGAUCUCAGGGGCCAGGGAGCCCAUUUACAACUUGAAUCGGAUAAUUAGGCUGCAAGCCAUCUUAGAAAUAAUAACUAAUCAGACGGCUGCAGCUCUUGAUCUCUUGGCCGAUCAGUCCACUCAGAUGAGGAAUGUGCUCUACCAGCACCAUCUAGUUCUUGAUUAUUUGCUGGCAGAGGAAGGGGGAAUCUGUGCAAAAUUAAACGAAUCUAAUUGCUGUUUACAAAUAGAUGAUAAUGGAAAGGCGGUAAAACAGCUAACAAAAGAAAUGAGAAAGCUGGCCCACGUCCCGGUCCAAGCAUGGGGUGGGUGGAAUACGGACUGGUUCCCGUCCUGGUUACCGCAACUGGGAUGGCUCCGAGAAGGCCUUCUUCUCUUUAUACUCUUUAUUACAACCCUAUUAUCCCUAGCUUGCUUUGCUCCCUGUGUAGUUGCAUUAGUCCGACGAAUGGCUAAUCAAAUUGUACGCCAACGCAUGAUGGCACUAUAUCAACCGGUUAAAGUUGAGGAUUGGGGGCCAUAGGGCUCUCAAAAUGCUUUUAAGGGGGGAGAACCUUGUUAGAACAAAGGCCAAAUACUCGCCUAUUAUUUCAGCUGUUCCCCAUGGCCAUAAACUCCCUUUCCCAUAUAUGAACAUAUAGCAAGACAAUCAAUCAAAGAGGCUCAACAAAUGUAUCCUAUUUACGGC